AUGCUAUUGCUAAUGCCAAAGAUAUAUACUUACUUUGACUAUCAGAUGGACGACUCUAUUUCUGCCGGUGGGUCUACCGCCAAAAAAAAAAAAAGACUGGCUAGCUCAACUUCACAAACACCUCUGAACCUCGCCGGGGGGAGUUACUAUAGGCGAGGACGAAAUUAA
Molecule: messenger RNA, 168 nt
Organism: Laccaria bicolor S238N-H82
Lineage: Eukaryota; Fungi; Basidiomycota; Agaricomycetes; Agaricales; Hydnangiaceae
Exons: 1
Coding region: 1-168 (55 amino acids)
Source: RefSeq, a predicted model, not a curated record